ACAGAUAACAUCUGAUCGGAACUGUCAGACAACAUGCAAAAGCCUUCUGCAAUGAUGUGGUUGAGAUCUUGGUUAAGAGUCCUUGGGUAAAGUGCAUUUUAUUAUUACAAAGUGCACAGUUUGUGCAGAAGAAAACGAGUUCGAGAAAGUGUAAGACUACGUAUUUAUAGAAGCCGCAAGACACUCCAGUUUCGUUUAAGGCCUGACUAAUUUGUUUUAAAUAGUCUCGGAUAACAUUUUCGAAACGGGUAGUGGUCGAAAUUUGGUGUCUGUGCCCCCUCAUCGUCCUGUACUUAUUAGCCUAACAUUGAGUACUUUCUGUUUCGAGGAGAGUAGUUUAACAGAGAAGAGAACAAGAUAUUUUAAAAGGAGGAAGCAAUGGAAUGAGAAGAAAGGAGAAGUAUUUUAACGGCGUUGCUAUCCGAAUAUGCCAUAGAAGGAGAGGGUUGCAGAAUUUUGCUGUGUUUUCUAAUACAGCAAAUAAAAUUAGUGAUUAUGCACGUUUGUAAAAGUGCAUAGUAUUUGGCACAUGAGUUUUCAGAAAUAAACCGAGGAUUAUUGCAAAUCAAGAUCUGCUCUAAAUACCAACAGACAGUUCAGUAAUGCCUUAUAGCCUUUUUGCUGGUGUAUGUUUUUCACACUGUUGGUAUUUAUUUUCUUGAUCUGAAAUGGAAUGGGGCACAAUUAUUCUUGCUUCUUUACCAAUCAUCAUACUACUGUUGUAUUGGCACUUCACACGUACAUUUUCCCACUGGAGGAAGAAAGGUGUCUUUUAUAUUGAGCCUCAGAUUUUCUUUGGAAAUGUGAAGGAUAGAUUCACCUUCCGCUGUUCCUUUCACGAAAUGCAACUGAGGCUUUAUAAGCAGUUUGAGGGGCAUCCUUUCGCAGGAUAUUUUGAGGGCCGUCGACCUGUAUUAAUAGUUCGAGACCCAGACCUCAUCAGGAACAUCAUGGUCCGUGAUUUUGACUGCUUCGUGGACCGACCAGUGCUACGUUUGAAGAACAGACCACACAUAGAUAACAUGUUAAUUAACCUGAAGGGAGCUGAGUGGAAAAAAGUACGUGCUAUGCUCACCCCUACUUUUAGCUCAGGAAAGCUGAAAUCUAUGGAGGAAAUAGUAGUACAGUGUGGAAAUCAGAUGACACGCUACCUAACAGAACAUGUUACAGAUAAUAACAAUGAGUUUGAAAUGAAAGAUCUCUUUGGAAGGUUCACAAUGGACGUUAUUGCAACUUGUGCAUUUGGUGUGCAGUGUGACUCGCUGAAGGACCCAAAUGAUGAGUUUGUGAAAACAGCUUCAGAAUUCAAUGACAUUUCUGUUUUGGACAGAGUUAUCAUACUUGCUGUACUUUUUAUUUUCCCACCACUGCUGAAGUACCUACCAGUGUCCUUCUUCAAUGAAAAGUCCAUAGCUUUUCUCGCAAAAGUGGUCCAAGAUACAAAAGAUUAUCGUAAGAAUAAUGAAAGUGCAAGGAGGAAUGACUUCUUGCAAUUGGUUUUGGAUGCUGCUGCGAAGGAAAAUGAAGACAUAAAAGAGCAGCGUAUCCAGGAAUCAGUGAUGACAGAUGAUAAAAUAGUUGCUCAGUCAGUUUUAUUUCUUCUUGCUGGCUAUGAGACUUCAAGUACACUCCUUUCUUAUGCCAGCUAUGAAUUGGCUCUAAGCCCUGAUGUUCAGGAAAAGGCUAGAAAUGAAGUGAAGAAGGUUUUGUCAAAAUAUGGAGGCGUAUGCACAUAUGAAGCACUGAAUGAGAUGAAUUAUCUUGAAAAUGUGUUGUCAGAGGCCCUGCGCAUGCAUCCUCCAGUGGCAAGGAUUGACAGGAUGUGCACCAAACCUUACACAAUACCAGGCACAGAUGUGAAGAUUGAUGUGGGAGAUAGUGUGUCCAUACCAGUCAUGGGAUUGCAUUAUGAUCCACAGUACUACCCAGAUCCAUAUAAAUUUGAUCCAGACAGAUUUGUGGCAGAAGAGAAACUAAAACGCCCUUCACAUGUAUAUCUGCCAUUUGGUGGUGGUCCAAGGAACUGUAUUGGUGCAAGGUUUGCAAUAAUGAGCACCAAAAUAGGAAUGGCUCAUCUUUUGAAAGAUUUUAAUUUGAAAAGAUAUGAAAAGACUGAUGUUCCAUGUCAGAUUGAUACCAAGUCAAUGUUACUUAAAUCUAAAAAUGGAAUCUGGUUACGCCUUGAAAAAAUAAAUGCUCAUUGAUUUUUAGUAUAAACUACAAUAAUUUAUGAGCUACUUUUCUAUGAAUAAAGCUUAUGCUUAUG
This is a messenger RNA of Schistocerca americana (American grasshopper), 2266 nucleotides long. Its product is annotated as cytochrome P450 9e2-like. Gene Ontology annotation, molecular function: iron ion binding; monooxygenase activity; heme binding. Lineage: Eukaryota; Metazoa; Arthropoda; Insecta; Orthoptera; Acrididae. The record is from RefSeq and is a predicted model, not a curated record. Bases 669 to 2204 code for a protein of 511 amino acids. The transcript has 8 exons.